Molecule: messenger RNA, 2938 nt
Organism: Gadus chalcogrammus (walleye pollock)
Lineage: Eukaryota; Metazoa; Chordata; Actinopteri; Gadiformes; Gadidae
Product: mitofusin-1-like
Exons: 17
Coding region: 1-2166 (721 amino acids)
Biological process (GO): mitochondrion localization; mitochondrial fusion
Cellular component (GO): mitochondrial outer membrane
Molecular function (GO): GTPase activity; GTP binding
Source: RefSeq, a predicted model, not a curated record
AUGGAGCCAGGGGAAGCCUCUCCCCUCCGACACUUCGUCCUGGCCAAGCGCACUGUCAACGGCAUCUUCGAACAGAUCCUGCUGUAUGCCAAGGAGGCCUCCGCCUUCGCAGAAGAGACGUGGUGUGGGUCGGAGGGCUCCAGCGUGGUGGGUCAGGCUCAGUGCGAGGAGCUGCUGAGCUGCUGCACCAAGCUGACCACCAUCAGAGACGUGCUGGCCAGGAGACACAUGAAGGUGGCCUUCUUCGGCAGGACCAGCAACGGUAAGAGUACGGUGAUCAACGCCAUGCUGCGUGACCGCGUGCUGCCCACGGGCAUCGGCCACACCACCAACUGCUUCCUGAGGGUGGAGGGCACGGACGGGGAGGAGCCCUACCUCACCACCGAGGCCUCCGCCGAGAGGAGGAGCCUGCAGACCGUGAACCACCUCGCCCAUGCGCUCCACAUGGAUCCUACGUUAGACUCUGGCAGUCUGGUCAAAGUGUUCUGGCCCAAGGGCCGCUGCACCCUGCUCAGAGACGACCUGGUUCUCAUGGACAGCCCUGGAACGGACGUGACGGAGGAGCUGGACAGCUGGAUCGACAAGUUCUGUUUGGACGCAGACGUCUUCGUCCUGGUGGGGAACGCAGAGUCCACCCUGAUGAACACGGAGAAGCUGUUCUUCCACAAGGUGAGCGAGCGGAUCUCCAAACCCAACAUCUUCAUCCUCCACAACCGCUGGGACGCCUCGGUCACGGAGCCCGACCACGUAGAGGAGGUGAGGAAGCAGCACCUGGACCGCGGGGCCAGCUUCCUGGCGGAGGAGCUGAGGGUGGUGAGCCUGGAGGAGGCGCCCGGACGGAUCUUCUUCGUCUCCGCCAAGGAGGUGUUGUACUCCAGGAUGCACCGCGCCCAGGGAAUGCCGGAGACGGGGGGCGCUCUGGCCGAGGGCUUCCACGAGAGACUCAAAGAGUUCCAGAGCUUUGAGCGGACGUUCGAGGAGUUCAUCUCCCAGUCGGCCGUGAAGACCAAGUUUGGCCAGCACACGGUGCGCGCGGGGCAGAUCACCCAGGCCGUCAGGGACGCCAUGGACGCCGUUAACAUUUCCGCUGCAGACAGGAAGAUAUGCUGCCUUGAGGAGCGGGAGGAUCUGCGGGACCGCCUGGACUUCGUCCGAGGUCAGAUGGGUCGUCUGAGCUCCAGCCUCCGGGACCAGAUCAGCACCCUGAGCGAGGACGUGGCCGCCCGGGUGGCGGCGGCCAUGUUGGAUCAGAUCCGGAGUCUGGCGGUGCUGGUGGAGGAGUUCCGGUCGGACUUCAACCCCACUCCCGACACCCUGGCCCUCUACAAGGCUAAACUGGUGUCCCAUGUGGAGGAGAGGAUGGUGAGCUCCUUGUCGUACCGCUGCUCCCCAGGAGUCGGCCAUGACGUCCGGGCGACCCAGACCAGCAUGAUGGAGAGCGUGCGCCCGCUGCUGUCCCUGGACGCCCAGGAGCACUUCCAGCUGCCGGGCUCCAGGCCCGACCUGCUCCUGGACCUGAACCUGGCCCAGCUCUGUGGAGACUUCCAGGAGGACAUCCGCUUCCGCUUCUCUCUGGGCUGGACCGCCCUGGUCACCCGGUUCAUCGGCCCCGUCAACGCCAAGAGGGCGCUGGCCGGCGUGGACCCCAGGAUCCAGAACAUGGUGCAGGAAGGAGCCAACCUGAAGGAUGAGAUGGUGGUCUCCAUAGCGACGGGCCUGGUGUCGGUGACCUCUCGCGCCUCCAUGACGGUGAUAGUCAUCGGUGGGGUGGUGUGGCGCUCGGUGGGCUGGCGUCUCAUCGCGCUGUCCCUGUCGCUCUACGGCCUGCUCUACCUGUACGAGAAGCUCACCUGGACGGAGCUGUCCCGGGAGCGCGCUCUGAAGCGCCAGUUCGUGGAGCACGCCUCCCAGCGGCUGCGGGCCCUCGUCCCCGUGGCCAGCCACGGCUGCAGCCAGCAGGUCCACUCCCACCUGAUGUCGGUCUUCAGCCGCCUGAGUCAGCGUGUGGAUCUGAGCGAGGCGGAGCUGGAGGAGCAGAUCCGCCUGCUCACCUUCAAGAUCCAGCAGCUGGAGAGUGUCCAGCGCCGCUCCAAGGUCCUCAGGAACAGAGCCACUGAACUGCAAGGCCACCUGGAUGUUUUCUCAGCUCAGUACCUCCACGGCUGAACCACAACCAGACCAACACAACCGCUGGACUAGACACAAGAAUCUAGAUGGACUCCAAUCCAAGACUCCUCCUAGUAAAAUCCAUGCCUAAAUUCUUCUCCAGAUGCGAAUGAGUGGCAUUAGUCCAAUUUUUUAAAUGUUGUCCCCAAAAGCACACUGUGUAUUAUUGUGUGUGUGUCAGUAACUGGAGUCAGAAAAUUCUCAGAGGUGGGAUAAGAAUAACUGAGCAUUACAUAACAUCAAAAGGUCGAAAUAUUUUUUUUUCGUUUUUAUCCAACAAAGAGGACUUAAAAUCUACUGCAGACAGUUGUGGGUGGGAUCAAACUUAAGGUUCUUUGCCUGACACCCGGUGGCACAGCAAGCUUCAAACAGUCUUUCAUUUUUGGACUGCAUAUCUGCAAAUCUGAAAGCGACACCCCAGGUCAAAGUUAAAAUAACUCAAACUUUGAAGCGAGUCCCCUCUACUGUACCGCGUUUGCUAGGGCAGGGUGCAUGGCCCCCUCACCUCUCUGCCUGUGAUGCUUUCACUGCAGGGAAACAAUGGAGUGGGCUUUGCACCACGUCUCAAGUGGGCAGGCCUCCAACACCUACUCCUCAGAGACGUCCCAAUACACUGUCUUGUGAAGCUCACUUUAGCCUUCUGUGUUUGUUAUCUCCUUGAGUCUUCUCGAUCGAACUACAAUUGAUGUCCAACAAUCUCCAACGGGGACAUAAGAAUAACCUCAAUACUGUGAUACUUAGAGCUGACUGGUAGUCCUGUUUUGACCUUCAA